AUGUCCGACGACGCUGCCAGGAGCGAUGCCAGCGCGCGGGAGCCUGAGCCCGCCGCCUCGCCUGUGCCGAGCGACCAGGCGUCCGACGACAGGAGCGCCCAGGAAACCGCUGAAGUUUCGGCUCCCGGCAAUAAUCAAUCCGGCGAGAGCGACGACACUCAGCCGGAUGCGAAGAGCCCCGCGCACGACGACGAUGCUGCGGAAGCCACCAAGAAGCGCAAGCGCAGCCCCGAGCCUGAAGCCGCAGACCCUGCCACCACCACCGCAGCCGACGCUCCUCCGCUGCCCACCGAUGAGCUCCCGCCGCCCUUGCCUGACGAAGAGCCUCCGGCACAGCAGGACGACGGUUGGGAGGCUCUCUGGGACCACAACGUUGGCGCUUACUACUUCUACAACCGACACACGGGUGUAACUCAAUGGGAGAACCCUCGUGUACCGGAUGCUACCUCGUCGUCCGCCGUGCCUGCGCCGCCCGGUACAUCAGCCUACGGCAACAGCAGUCUGGGUUCGCCGCCUCGCAAGCGCGCGGGCGGGUACAAUCCGGCUAUUCACGGUGACUUCGACCCCAACGCCGAUUACGCGCAGGAUUAUCUCGAAGAGGACAGCACCGAGCCGGCCGUCGACGCCAACGCCGCCGCCGCCGUGCACGCUGCUGCGCUGGGCGGAGAUGCCUACGCGCAGACGGCCAACUUCAAUCGCUUCACUGGCCGCUUCCAAGCCAGCACUGACGGCCCUGAGCAGCACAACGACGAAAACAAGAGCCGGCGCCAGCUCAAUGCCUAUUUUGAUGUUGAUGCCGCCGCCAAUAGCCAUGACGGAAGAAGCCUGAAGGCCGAGCGUCAGAACAAGCGGCUCUCCAAGAAGGAGCUCCAAGCGUUCAAGGCAAAAGCCGCGAAAAAGAAGGAAGAGAAGAGGCGCGCAUGGCUCAGAGACUAG
Lasiodiplodia theobromae is the source of this 936-nucleotide messenger RNA. Its product is annotated as WW domain containing protein. The transcript has a single exon. Bases 1 to 936 code for a protein of 311 amino acids. NCBI's taxonomy places the organism in Eukaryota, Fungi, Ascomycota, Dothideomycetes, Botryosphaeriales, Botryosphaeriaceae. The record is from RefSeq and is a predicted model, not a curated record. Gene Ontology annotation, molecular function: protein binding.